Messenger RNA from Nematolebias whitei (Rio pearlfish), 1925 nucleotides. It is a transcript of the gene dmrt2a, whose product is annotated as doublesex and mab-3 related transcription factor 2a. Gene Ontology annotation, biological process: regulation of transcription by RNA polymerase II; sex differentiation. Gene Ontology annotation, cellular component: nucleus. Gene Ontology annotation, molecular function: RNA polymerase II cis-regulatory region sequence-specific DNA binding; DNA-binding transcription factor activity, RNA polymerase II-specific. The transcript has 4 exons. Lineage: Eukaryota; Metazoa; Chordata; Actinopteri; Cyprinodontiformes; Rivulidae. The record is from RefSeq and is a predicted model, not a curated record. Bases 223 to 1773 code for a protein of 516 amino acids.
GGACGGAGGUUCUGUCCGCAGCGCAUUCGCAUUCAGACUGGAGUCCGGACCGCCUGGGCCCCCCAUCAGGGCUCGAACCACCCGGAACCUUUCUGCUGGACCCGCCGAGAUUAAAGACUGAAUUUAAAUCAGAGCUGGAGGAAACCCUGCAGAACCCAACCACGCAGAACCAGCAGAACCCUGCAGAACCCAACCACGCAGAACCAGCAGAACCCUGCAGACAUGUCGGACAGCACCGGCUGUGAGUUUGAAAUCGACGUGGAGACUCUGGAGUCCGACGAACUGGGCCCUGAAGACUCCUGCAGCCGGCCCGGUUCGGCUCCGCUCGGACCGGACGGAGACUGCACCAGGAGCGAGGAGCCUCCGGGGCCCGGCGGCCUGAGCUCCGGGGACCAGAGGAAGCUGAGCCGGACCCCCAAGUGCGCGCGGUGCCGGAACCACGGGGUGGUCUCGUGCCUGAAGGGCCACAAGCGGUUCUGCCGCUGGCGGGACUGUCAGUGCGCGAACUGUCUGCUGGUGGUGGAGCGGCAGCGCGUGAUGGCGGCGCAGGUGGCCCUGAGGAGGCAGCAGGCCACAGAGGACAAAAAAGGCAUUUCUGGGAAAGUGAUUCCAGCAGAGCGGAGGAUUUACCAGCGACACGUCCGGCCGUCCACCAUGUUGGCGAAAAGCAUCCUGGAAGGGUACCGUCCGGUCCAGCCCGACCCGUUCCUGGUGGCCAACACGACUCUUCCUCCUCCGCUCAGCGACCGGAUGAGGAAGAGGAGAGCCUUCGCCGACAAGGAGCUGGAGUCCAUCAUGUUGGAGCGCGAGUACAAGGAGCGCGAGCUGCUGGACAACGGCCAGGCGGGGCCCGGCCCGCUCGUCUUCCCCGGCGGCCUGGUCCACCACGCCGCCGAGUACAACGCCUACAAGACGGCCUUCUCCCCGGCAGCUCCGGUGGAGCCGCAGCCCAAAGAACUCUGCGGCUUCCUGGGUCCGAACCGGCUGGAUCUGUCCGUGCAAUACCCGUCCAGCCCGGCCAACGUGGAGCUCAUCUCCUCCAACGUCAGCGUGGCCACCACCUACCGCCACUACCCGCUGCAGCCGGCCAGGGGCGGCUUCGUGAUGUGGCCCCGGGGGCCCUCCAGCCUGGGGGACGCCCUGCUCUACCAGCAGUGUCUUUUCAACGCCACGGCCGUGCAGAACCUGAAGCCCGGCGCCGUGUGGGAACCCAAAGUGGUGCCUGCCGAGAGCCAGCCUCCGGAAACGGAGGCCGCCGCCCUCGCUGCUCAACUGGAAGGGUCCCGAGCCGCUGCCCUGCAGGACUCCUCAGACCUCCAAAGGCCCGACCCCAAACCCCCCAGUGUGGGCCAGGUGGGGCAGAAGGAGCGCUCGGCCUUCUCUCCGCCCAAGAGGAGCUUUGGACAAUCCUUCCCCACCCAGUCCCCGGACUUUAGCCACGUCCCGAACAAAGCGAGCAAAGACAGACUGUCCUCCAGACUCAGCUCCUUCCACUCGCUCCUGCAGAACUCCCGGACUGAGAAACCCCCCACAGGGUCCGGGUCAGAGGUCAGAGCGCCGUACUGCAAAGAGCUGCUCCAAGAGGCGGCCCGCAAGUUCAGGGAGGGCACCGCCAAGGACAUUCAGGGGCUCAAGGUCACAGACAGGUUCAGCAAAGACUUUCUGAGUAAAGCUGGGACCAAGAUGGCGUCCGGCGAGUCGCUGUCGUUUUCCGUGGAGGCCAUCUUGAAGCGCCCGGCGCCCGCCAUGGCUCGAGCCUUCCCCUCGUUCUGAAGCGCUUUGCACUAAAACGAUGUGAAAGAUGCAGCAGACUCCUCUGUUUUAUGUUUCCACAACUUUAAAGUAUUUAAAUAUUAUUCCUCGUCUGAAUGAACCUGAAUCGGAUCAGAACCGAGUCGUUGGUUCAUCUUGUGAAGCAGUUUGUC